Molecule: messenger RNA, 2542 nt
Organism: Oncorhynchus masou masou (cherry salmon)
Lineage: Eukaryota; Metazoa; Chordata; Actinopteri; Salmoniformes; Salmonidae
Product: tyrosine--tRNA ligase, cytoplasmic-like
Exons: 15
Coding region: 122-1732 (536 amino acids)
Biological process (GO): tyrosyl-tRNA aminoacylation
Molecular function (GO): tRNA binding; tyrosine-tRNA ligase activity; ATP binding
Source: RefSeq, a predicted model, not a curated record
GCUGUCUGGUGGAGUCGAUCCCAGAUAUCCACUCGCCGCUGAUGCAACACAUUGACAGGUUCCACACGGUUUAUACAUCGACCUCAAGUGUUAAGACAUUAACUCUAAGGAGCGAGGCACCAUGGGAGAACAGCUGAGCCCAGAUGAGAAGCUUCACCUCAUCACUAGGAACCUUCAGGAGGUGCUUGGAGAAGACAAGAUAAAGCAGGUUCUGACAGAGAGGGAGCUGAAGGUGUACUGGGGAACUGCCACCACAGGAAAGCCCCAUGUUGCCUACUUCGUCCCCAUGUCCAAGAUUGCGGACUUCCUCAAGGCAGGGUGUGAGGUGACCAUCCUGUUUGCAGACCUGCACGCGUUCCUGGACAACAUGAAGGCUCCCUGGGAGCUGCUGGAGCUGAGGGUCCAGUACUACGAGCAGGUGAUUAAGGCCAUGCUGGAGAGUAUCGGGGUGCCGCUGGACAAACUCAAGUUCAUCAAAGGGACAGACUUCCAACUCAGCAGAGAGUACACUCUGGACGUGUAUCGUCUGUCGUCCAUGGUAACAGAACAUGAUGCUAAGAAGGCUGGAGCCGAGGUAGUUAAACAGGUGGACCACCCUCUCCUCAGUGGUCUGCUCUACCCUGGACUACAGGCUCUGGAUGAGGAGUAUCUGAAAGUAGAUGCCCAGUUUGGAGGAGUCGAUCAGAGGAAGAUCUUCACCCUGGCUGAGAAGUACCUGCCCUCCCUGGGCUAUGCUAAGCGGUCCCAUCUGAUGAACCCCAUGGUACCAGGACUGACUGGAGCUAAGAUGAGUUCUUCAGAGGAGGAGUCUAAGAUUGACCUCCUGGACAGGAAGGAAGAUGUGAAGAAGAAGCUGAAGAAGGCUUUCUGUGAGCCGGGCAACAUUGAGAACAACGGAGUCCUCUCAUUUGUUAAACAUGUCCUCUUCCCACUCAUAGGAGAGUUCUCCAUCAAAAGAGACCCCAAGUUCGGAGGAGACAAAACCUACACAGACUUUGAUGAAGUGGAGAAAGAAUUUGGCGAAGAGCUGAUCCAUCCUGGUGACCUGAAGGCGGGCGUGGAGGUGGCCCUAAACAAGCUGCUCGACCCAAUCAGGAAAAAGUUUGAGACUCCAGAGCUCCGUAAACUCUCCAACACGGCCUAUCCAGACCCGUCAAAGAACAAGGGAGCAGGGAAGGGGAACCCUAAAGUAGACCUGGAAGGGAACCCUAAAGUAACGGAAGAGGAUGAGCUGGUUCCCUCCAGACUGGACAUCAGGGUGGGCAAGGUCAUCAGUGUGGAGAAGCAUCCGGAUGCUGAUUCGCUGUACCUGGAGAAGAUAGACGUCGGAGAGGCGGAGCCAAGGACGGUGGUGAGCGGCCUGGUGGCCUACGUUUCCCAGGAGGCCUUGCAGGACAGGCUGGUGGUGUUGCUAUGCAACCUGAAGCCCCAGAAGAUGAGGGGGGUGGAGUCCCAAGCCAUGCUGCUCUGUGCCUCCAUUGAGGGGGAUCCCAGAAGAGUGGAGCCUCUUGACCCCCCUGAGGGGUCGUCACCCGGGGAACGGGUGUUCGUUGAGGGGUACGAGACGGGCAAGCCAGACGACAAACUAAAUCCAAAGAAAAAGCUGUGGGAGAAAUUACAGGUGGACCUGAAGGUGUCAGGACAGUGUGUAGCCCAGUGGCAGGACAAACACCUGAUGACCAAACUGGGACACAUCACCUGUAAAACACUGAAGGGAGGCAACAUCAGCUAAGAGACACAUGGUCAAUCCCUUUCAUUCUCUCUACUCGCCCAGCUUCCCUUCCCCAGAGAACUCUACACACGUCACCACGGCAACGUCACUCUCACUUCCUGACCGGAGAGCUAAUCAUUCCUUCCUUUGUCUUUUCUCUCUCUUUCUCUCUCUCUUUCUCUCUCUCUUUCUCUCUCUCUCUCUCUCUCUCUCUCUCUCUCUCUCUCUCUGUCUCUCUCUGUCUCUCUCUCUCUCUGUCUCUCUCUGUCUCUCUCUCUCUCUGUCUCUCUCUGUCUCUCUCUCUCUCUCUCUCUCUCUCUCUCUCUCUCUCUCUCUCUCUCUCUCUCUCUGUCUCUGUCUCUGUCUCUGUCUCUCUCUCUCUCUCGGUUUAAAUAAAACGGUCUUAUCUACUAUCGAUAUCUCUGCUGUGUUUUCCCCUCCUGAUGUUUAAGUAAUCGUAUGGCUCUGUAAUGCUUGAGGAGUUAAUGUCGAUAUCUCCGUCUGGUGCCCUCUGUUUUUUUUAAAACACAUUGUUGUUUCAUGUGGUCUUGAGGAAAAUACGGAACGACGUUGGUCGUCACCCAUUAACCCGAGAGACACGCCGGCGAGCCAUCAACAGUCUCUACUGUCCACCAUGUCUUAGAUCAUCCACGCCAGUCGCCUAGGACCUAUCCUUUAGUGUAGAAAUCUAUUGCGUUGGUGUGAGAAUGCAAGUGGGAUGUGAUAACGGUUGAAUCGGUAGGUAAUUACCGGUCCUUUCCUGUGGAAACGCUGCCAUUACUCUUAUGUCAUCACCAUCACCUGAAAAAUGAAAUAAACCGGUUGAAUUCA